UUGUGUGCAAAGAGUGCUGUUUUUGAGCGAUUGCUUACAUAUUAUACACAUUAUAUUGAAUGAGUAAAUGAAACAAAAUAUUAAUAAUCAUAGGAUUUAGUCAUCACUUGAGUGACAAUCGUUGAUAACAAUUGCUAUAAACAGUAUAUUAUUGACCAAAUCAGUGGUUUUAUCUAAAUUUUAAAACCAAUUAUCAUCGCAUAUAUGUCAUCAAUGGCCAGCACUUCACCGAAAGCCGUGGCUAACAAUAUGGACGGCGAACGUAUCGUCCGAAACAAUACUAACAUAUUGAUUGGUCGCUUACCCGAAGAUUUCUUAAGAUUUGACGCCAAUGAUGGUACUAAUGGUGAGACAGUACAGAGUCCACGCACUUUGCAUCAGAUCCAAGCCGAUGAAGAAGUGGCUAUGGCUUUACAACAGCAACAGUAUCACAGAUGGACAGCCAGUCCACAGAAUAUUAGGGGAAGACUUGAUGUAACGAUAGUUGAGGCCAGACUUGUCAAGAACUAUGGUGUCACUCGAAUGGAUCCAUACGUUAGACUCAGAAUCGGACACCAUAUUUAUGAGACCAGAACCUGCUAUAACGGAGCCAAGAAUCCCAAGUGGAACAAAGUCUUCCAUUGUUAUUUACCGCAAGGCGUCGACUCCUUUCAUAUUGAGAUAUACGACGAGUGCUCCUUCACUGUCGAUGAGAUGAUUGCAUGGAUUUUAUAUAAAAUACCCGAAUCGACAUUCAGUGGACAAACAGUUGAGGAAUGGGUUGAUCUCAAUGGCAAACAAGGAGAUGGUAAAGAGGGACAGAUAUGUGUUGUCACAUCUUUUACACCUUUAAAUAAGACUGCUCUUCAAAAUACUGGAUACCCAGUAACAGCUCCUAUGGUUCCCGUAUUAAUUCCCAAUCAAUAUGGUGUUGUUUACGGUCAAAACAUGCCUCAAGUGUAUGUACAACCUGGUCAUCCACCAACUGGUUCACAACCUCAACCUCAACCACAACCACAACCCAUAGUUAUUAGUGAAGAGGAUGUCAAACAAGUAUCGGAAAUGUUUCCAAACGUAGAGAUAGAUGUUAUCAAAGCUAUUAUGGAAACACAGAGAGGAAAUAAAGACAGAACUAUUAAUUCAUUACUUCAGAUGACAAGUGAAAACAAUUAAUUAUUUUAUUUGAUAUCAAAUCAAAUC
Oppia nitens is the source of this 1179-nucleotide messenger RNA. RefSeq names its product toll-interacting protein B-like. The record is from RefSeq and is a predicted model, not a curated record. Lineage: Eukaryota; Metazoa; Arthropoda; Arachnida; Sarcoptiformes; Oppiidae. Gene Ontology annotation, cellular component: cytoplasm. The transcript has 4 exons. The coding region runs from base 205 to 1152 and encodes 315 amino acids. Gene Ontology annotation, molecular function: ubiquitin binding; ubiquitin conjugating enzyme binding. Gene Ontology annotation, biological process: ubiquitin-dependent protein catabolic process.